AGAGCAGCCUGUGAGCACAGCACGGGUCAGAGCGCCUUAUCAUCUUCUCUGUGAAAGCCAGGGGACAGAAAAGAACUAUUCAAGAGGAGAGAGGUGUGAAUCAUAUGUGAGUACACACCAGUGGCCAGACUCUGUUUCCUGUGUACUGGGUAGUCUCUGACACAAAACUGCCUCCACCCACUUCAGAUGUUCCCCCAUCUGAUCAGAAAUGAAAACACCAGCUGGGAGAAAAAAAUAAUCAUGGGAGAUCAUAAUGUCUGUGCCACAAUUGGAAAGGAUAAUAAUUCCACUAUUUGCUCGAACAUUCCCUACGAAGACACCAAGAUACUUGUAAUUGUUGUUUACAGCAUUGUUUUUGCCAUUGGUCUUCCAGCAAAUUGCUUAACUUCCAUGCUUGCACUUGUACAAAUCCGAAGGAAUAAUGCAAUUGCCAUCUACAUUUUCAGCUUAUCAUUGUGUGAUCUGAUGUAUUUAAGUACCUUGCCCCUCUGGAUUAUCUACGCACAACAGAAUCACCAAUGGACUAUGGGUGAACAGGUUUGCAAAUUAACAGGAUUCGUAUUUUUCUGCAACAUAUACAUCAGCAUUCUGCUUUUAUGCUGUAUUUCUCUGGAUCGUUAUGUGGCACUGGUGUACGCUCUGGAAUCAAGAGGGAGAAGAGGACGCAAAAAGGCAAUCAUAAUAGUAUGUUUUCUUGUUGCUGCAGUUGCAGUAAUCCACAGUCCAGUAUUUCACAUGAAUAGUAUACAUAACAGUAACUGCUUUGAGACCUUACCCCUUGACAAAACACUGGCUUCUUUCAGCUUUGCCAGAUUCCUAUUUGGAUUUGUCAUACCUUUCACAGUUCUCAUUUUCACCAACUACAAAAUUUUCCAAAGAACCAAAACAAGUGACAGUGUGACUUCUCACCAAAAAGCCAAAGUGAAGUAUCUGGCAAUUGCCAUCAUUGUCAUUUUCCUGAUGUGCUUUGCUCCCUACCAUGUGGUACUCUUAAUAAGAGCCAUAUACUUUAUGUUUCAUCAGGAUUGCUCGUGUCCAUUUGAAAGAAGUAUAUAUUCAGUUUUUACAGCGUUUCUGUGUUUAUCAACUGCAAAUGGCAUUGCUGAUCCAAUCAUCUAUGUGCUGACUAGUGAAAAUGUCAGGAAAGAUUUCUAUAGAGGUCUGAGAAGGUGGAAAUCAAACUCAUCCAGGCUCAACUCAUCCAUUAAUCACAAGACUGACAGUAGCAAAUUGAAAAUGCAAAAAGAAUCACAGGAAGGAGUGUUAGAGGAAGAAAACAAAGAGAUAUCGAGUUCAUCACAGGUGUAGGAGACCGUAUGCAGUCAUAAUAGCAAAGACCCAGAAGGUGGUAGCUAGCAGUCUGAGGCUGCAGCUGGCUGCUGACAGCAAAGAAGUUCUCAGUGUGAGUUGCAGACUGCACAGUGCAGCACACAAAUAUUUACAUGCUGAUGUCCAAAGGAAGGGUUGGUGGUUGGUUUUUUUUUUGGUUUGGUUUGUUUUUUUUUUUGCAGUACGUGGGCCAGCAACUCCUUGAGAACUCUAUGGGAAUGAAACUUCUUACUUCUGUUUCUCUCCUUUGAUGAGGUUUGCCCAUCCGUGCCAUCAGUGAAAACCUUGCUUUGCGAAGAACACGUGGAUUAAGCUGUGAAAUUUACUUUGACUCAAACUGAAGUUUUAAACGCUUAUUUUUUGGACCAGCUCUUCUCUUACAAGCCGAGAAUCAGUUUCUCCUUCUGAGCUGAACAAAAAGAAACACCCAACCUGGGAGAACAGUGCGAGGCCCAUUCUUCUGGUUGACAUCACCAGCUCUUCAGGAGGUACACGUUCAGAUUCUCAUGCAUGUAUCCUGUUGUUAAAGUUUGUGGUUAACCAGUGGAAAAUAUAAAAAAUGAGGAAGUCUUUCAUGAGCCUUGAAAAUGUUCCUAAUGCUUCAGUAUGCAGUUUAAUCUACCUUGCACGUACUGAGUAAAGGGCAAAACAGCAUCCUGGUAACGUGUACAAACAGCACUUCUACAGUAUUCAUCACGAAACAGCACUGAACAGUCUUGAAAUGCUUAAAAGUACCCUUCUACUGCUUGAUAUUUUACAGUUGGUAGAUCUUCCUUGUUUUGUUGUUGGCUCCGGAAUGUGCUGAAAUGUUUAGAAAACGUAGACAUUUUCAGAUGGAAUCACGGACUGUUUUUAUGCCUCCUCCAAAGAUCUGUUGAACCUGUGUUUCGUUUCUGACUACGAUAACGCUUCCCUCUCUGUAUCGAUCUGGAUUUUAGUGUGCAGGAUCUAUACAAGAGUAUAACCUUUCUGGCAAGGAAGGGUGGCAGCAUGGAGAACACAGUCCCUUCUCCUCGUGGAUGGGAAGUCCUUCGGACACACUGGCAGCACACACUGAGACUGUGCUGGGCAGAUUUCGUUGUUUCCGCCUCCGUUUUUGUUGUGUAUAAAGUACUGUUGGCAAUAUCCCGUGCCUUCAAACUACAGAUCACAAAAUAAGAAGCAUCUAACUCUACCACCUGGCAAGACUUACCUAAAAACCUUCUUCAUAUUUCUAUGUGACCAAAAUAGAACAUCACAAAAGUAGUGAACCGAUGGCAUGUUUAUUUCAGUUUCUGAAGUGUUCCAUAGUUCCAUUCUGCUUUAUCUGCAAUGUUGUAUUUCAGUAAUAUUUUUAAAUUGGCGUUAAUACCCCCAUUUCUGAAUUGAACUAAUAUUAGCCCUGACUACUAAAAUAUUUGUUAAUAUUUUGAAAUUGUGUUAGAUAUUUCUGCAUGUUAUACUUCAUUCUUACAUGCUUUUGGGAAGAAGCAUUGUGCCCAAAUGGCGUUUCCUCGAGCUACUGUAUUUAUGACUUAUUUAAUUCUUGUAUUAUUUAAUGAGUCCUCUGACAUCUUCCCAUGAAAUGUUUGUCUUUUCAAAGGGAGUUUGCACAAUUCUGAAUGUAAUAGAAGAGUGUUUCUUGGAAAACUGUGAAACUGUGUCGUGAUGUUAAUUAGCAAAUGGUAGUUUUCUAUUUUCACGUGCAUCUCAGAGCUCAAAUGCUCUGAGGUAAAAAGGAGAGCGCUGAAUAUCUGUACCUUUGCUGAAAAUCAAACUUCCCAUUACUAAGAAAAUCAGCAGCAGGCGUUGCUCAGAACAGCCCCAGUCAGCCAGGGGGUUGCUGAUUAAUCUCUGAAGACACGUAUGUAAGGUGCCCCAGCCUCAGGAUUUUCAUAGCCUACAUGUAAAACUUCGGUGAACAAUGGCAGUGAAUUUGGAAGAAACCAAAGAGGCGGACUUCAGACUUCUGAACUGAUUGAAAUGGCUGCAAAUGGGAUAUUCAACCUGAUGACUUUAGAAAUCUCUCCGAUGCUUUUCAUGUGAGAAAAAACAAGUGUAUUUACAUCAAACAAUAUUGGAGUCCAGCGCCAUUGAUGCAGGGGACGGGGAUCAGCAGGGUCUGACACAACAUUAGUAAUCCUUUUGCCUUGCCUAAUUCACUUACCCUUUCAAAUUACUGUAUCUUUGUGCAUCUUCUCUCAAUGAAUGUCCUUGGUGCAUCGUUGUUCCGAUACACUCUGAAAUAAACCCUUCUGCAACCCGAUCUAACUUUGAAGGUGACCUACAUGACCCUCACAGAUCCUUUCCAAUCUAACUUAUCCUGUGACAAAAUACUGAAGGGAUUACGGGGACGAGGUGAAGACACCAAGAAAUGCUAUUUCCACAUUGUCAGAGCAGCCCAUCAGAUAUACUGAGUGUUCCCACACCAUAAAUUGAAGCAUAUGAACUCACUGUUUUGUUACACAGUGUAUCAUAAAGGAAAGGAAGGAUCACAAUGCUGAGAUACUUGCUGGAGACCUAGCAAAGGAAGUUACUUAGGUCAGAACAGAUCUGAAAGGUCAAUUGGUUGUGUGGAUUACCGUUAGGUGUCUCAGUGCUCCCUGACUGGCAGCUCAGGGCCGUGCCCACUGCCCUGGGCAAGCUGUUCCAUGCCCACCACCCUGUGGGGCACAGCCUUUCCCCACCUGACCUCCUGACACAGCCCCAUGCCUUUCCCUCACCUCCUAUUGCUGUCAUCCAAGAUAAUAAAAGAUGAUUUUAAUUCUA
Molecule: messenger RNA, 4077 nt
Organism: Gallus gallus (chicken)
Lineage: Eukaryota; Metazoa; Chordata; Aves; Galliformes; Phasianidae
Gene: GPR132
Product: G protein-coupled receptor 132
Exons: 3
Coding region: 187-1308 (373 amino acids)
Biological process (GO): G protein-coupled receptor signaling pathway; G1/S transition of mitotic cell cycle; negative regulation of G2/M transition of mitotic cell cycle
Cellular component (GO): membrane
Molecular function (GO): G protein-coupled receptor activity
Source: RefSeq, a predicted model, not a curated record